CCGGUUAUUACCCAGCACUCCCUGCGAUACUGUAAAAUGGCGGCGAAUGCAAGCACAAACAUAGCUGUCUUUGACUGUCCGUCAUGAAACUGAUCAUUGACGAGAAGAAGUUUUAUCUGUUUGGGAGGAACCCAGACCAAUGUGACUUCACGAUAGACCACCAGUCCUGCUCACGGGUCCAUGCGGCACUGGUCUAUCACAGACAUCUGAAGAGGGUCUUUCUUAUUGACCUCAACAGCACUCAUGGCACAUUUCUGGGCAGAAUCCGCCUCGAACCUCACAAACCUCAGCAGGUGCCGAUUGACUCGACUAUGUCUUUCGGUGCGUCCACAAGAGUGUACACGCUGAGAGAGAAGCCCCAAACACAGAGCGGCUCAACGGCAGGAGACAGUAAAGGACUGGAGGAUGAAGAACUUAAGGGAUUGCUUGGCCUUCCAGAAGAAGAGACGGAGUUGGAGAACCUGACUGAGUUCAACACGGCUCAUAACAAACGCAUUUCCACACUCACCAUUGAGGAGGGAAACCUGGAGAUCCAGAGACCAAAGAGGAAGAGGAGGAGCUCACGAGUGUCCUUCAGCGAGGAGGAGGAAAUCAUUAACCCAGAGGAUGUUGACCCCUCCGUUGGACGCUUCAGAAACAUGGUGCAGACAGCUGUGGUCCCCAUUAAGAAAAAGAAAUUCGAAGGCCACGGCACGUUGGGAUUGGACGACAGCAUAGCGCGCCGAUUACAGAACUUCCCCCUCAGUGCUGGGCUCUACGGCGACCUGCCACCCACCAGCCACGAUUUAGGAGGCCAGGGGGGCGGUGGCCAGGGAGGCGGGUCAUCGGCAAUCCUGGCUGGGAUGCCUCUACCUUUCCCCAACCCCGCCCCAGAGAUCGAUCUCACACCCACCACUGUGCAGCCCCCUGCUAUGCUGAACCCCACACCUGCGCCAGGACCUUUUAUGGCCGAGCCCCUGAACGAGCCACGCAAGAAAAAAUAUGCAAAGGAGGCGUGGCCUGGCAAAAAACCCACCCCCUCCCUGCUGAUCUAACAUGCAGGACUUCUUGUUUUACAGUGACACACAAGACUUUGAUGCUUACGUUUACAAGCAUCUGCACGUUUGGACCACAUUUUCAGGUUAACGGUUCCAAACUCUACAGGUUUUUACAGAUUUAGACGCUUCAAAUGCAGAAGGUUACCUGUUGCAGGGCGAGGCAUUACCGCAAGGAUUAUACAUUUGGGAAGGUGAGGCGUAACUGUGUAGACACACUAUAAACUGGUACUAUCAGCCUGAAGUCAGUGAAACUCAUGAAAACAUUGUCGGCAAAGAAUUCUCUCAUAGAUGAUUAAAAAUUAUUUUGCAAUUGUUAUUUUUAGGACCUGUUUGCAUUGACAUUUUCAUAAGAAUUACAGACAUUUCCCACACAAAUUCUCAUUAACAUGAGACAUGACAUCAUUAUCAUAAUCUUUCUUAUUCUAGAAGAUUUAAUAAAAACUUGGGAACGUUUCUGAUGAACACUCGACCAGAAAGCUUAUACCACAACCAACAGAUAUCAGCAGAUGAUUGAAUAAAUGCAUUGUUAUAUUAGAGAUACAAGCUGACAGCUGCUGUUACUCUUGGCCAUAAGGUAAACCGCGAUGGCAUUUUAACAAGAAUACUUAUUUAAAACCCUGUUUUGUGUUGGACAGAAGUGUCAUUUUAUCGUUGUUCAAUUAUAAUUUCAUGUAUCUUUGUUUUUAAAGAGAUUUUUUUAUAUUGGCCUACACAAACCAAACCAUAUCAACCAAAUGUUACAGUAAUGGAUUGUAAUGUUGAAAACUAAAUCUGUAGCAUUGAUUAACAUGUCCGAUUUCUUUUUGUGCGUUUACAUGACUGUUUGUAUCACACGAUUUAAUGAAACAUUUCUAAAUAAUGCUAUGUAUUUGGUUUAUAGAGGGUAAUGCAACUUUAAACCUGUUCAAAGAUAGAAAUGUAAAUGAAUGGAGGGAGAUGCCUCGUAAUGUGAACUGUUUUGUUAGCGUUUUUAUAUAUAUAUUUUUUAUAUCUUGGAUGUUUCUUGCUACCCAGUGUAAGAAGCAGUAAUGGCAAGAUUUAAUGUGGAAAGAUGAAAAGGAUUUCUGUCACUGUUGGAUUAUUUGUCUAAUAAACAGUGUUCCUUACUUUAAA
Molecule: messenger RNA, 2150 nt
Organism: Misgurnus anguillicaudatus (oriental weatherfish)
Lineage: Eukaryota; Metazoa; Chordata; Actinopteri; Cypriniformes; Cobitidae
Source: RefSeq, a predicted model, not a curated record